AAAGAAAACGAAAGAAUCAAUAAAGGAAGAGACCACCAUUCAUUUAUUCGAACAACAACAAAGAAAAAAUACAUUGAGAAAACUUUCUUACAUAUUAUCGUACGCAGCAUUCGAGCAUGUUAUCGGUUGUAAACAUGGCAGCAGCCGCUAGUCCAGCGGCGCCGGCGGUCGAAGUUGCAGCUCUUAGCGGGUCACUCAGCAAAUCUUCCCUCAACACAGGCCUCAUUCGUUCUGCAAUUAAGCUUAGCAAGGAGUCUGUGAAUGGUAUCCAAAUUGAACACGUGGACAUCUCCCAGCUACCAAUGCUAAACACCGAUCUUAUUGUCGACGGAGCAUAUCCGCCGGCUGUCGAAUCUUUUCGCCGAACUAUUGUGAAAGCUGAUAGUUUCCUUUUUGCUUCUCCUGAGCAUAAUUACUCCAUUACUGCACCUUUGAAGAAUGCAAUGGACUGGGCCUCCAUGGCACCUAACUGUUGGGCUGAUAAGGCAGCUGCCGUGGUCAGUGUCGGAGGAGGUUUUGGCGGUGGAAGAUCGCAGUACCAUCUCCGUCAAAUCGGCGUAUAUCUGGACCUGCAUUUCAUCAACAAACCUGAAUUCUUCUUGAAUGCAUUCCAGCCUCCGCCAAAGUUUGAUAGCCAUUGUAACUUGAUUGACGUUGAGGCCGAGGAGAAUUUAAAAGUAAUUCUUGUUGCUCUUCGUGACUUCACUCUGCGCCUUAAAAAUUAGUGGAUCAAACAAUUAAUUCCGUCUUAAAAUAA
Messenger RNA from Mercurialis annua (annual mercury), 757 nucleotides. Its product is annotated as NADPH:quinone oxidoreductase-like. The record is from RefSeq and is a predicted model, not a curated record. Lineage: Eukaryota; Viridiplantae; Streptophyta; Magnoliopsida; Malpighiales; Euphorbiaceae. The transcript has 3 exons. Gene Ontology annotation, cellular component: cytosol. Gene Ontology annotation, molecular function: FMN binding; oxidoreductase activity. The coding region runs from base 117 to 725 and encodes 202 amino acids.